Phoenix dactylifera (date palm) is the source of this 3327-nucleotide messenger RNA. The record is from RefSeq and is a predicted model, not a curated record. NCBI's taxonomy places the organism in Eukaryota, Viridiplantae, Streptophyta, Magnoliopsida, Arecales, Arecaceae.
AUGGCGGAAAUCCGUGAGUUGCUCGCCGGCAUGGGACUCAACGCCAACCGCAACCGAAACACCCAUGGAUUAGGAGUCGGAGGUUUCGCCCGAGGCCAGCAGGGUGGUAGGCAUGAGGGGCGCGAUGAGGAGCGCAAUACCUGCUUCCGUCAACGGCGUCCAUACGAGGAAGACGAAUCUGAUGAAGAAGAAGAAGUCUGCGAGCAUGGCCAGCAGGGUGGACGGUACAGAAGAUAUGACGAGUACAGAUUAAAAACGGAUAUUCCUACUUUCAAUGGGAAUAUGCAUAUUGAAGAAUUUCUUGAUUGGGUGUCUGAAGUGGAGAGGUUUUUUGAGAUGAUGGAAGUAUCUGAGGGGCGUAUGGUGAAGCUCGUGGCUUUCAGACUGAAAGGCGGCGCAGCUGUUUGGUGGGAUACCCUACAGAGAAACAGGGACCGCCAAGGAAAGGCACUAGUUCGCACUUGGAGGAAGAUGAAACAAUUGCUUAUGGAAAGGUUUUUGCCACCUGACUAUGAACAAUACUUAUUUCAAAUGUAUCAGAACUGUGCCCAAGGAAGUAAGUCUGUAUUUGAUUAUACCACUGAAUUUUUCAGACUUUCUGCACGAAAUAAUCUGAAUGAAACUGAGCCACAGCGAGUAGCAAGAUAUUUGAAUGGUUUGAGGCCCAAAAUUCGUGAGAAGAUUGGGCAGCAGGUGCUGUGGUCUGUAGAAGAAGCUCAUAACAUGGCGUUGAAAGCGGAACUGCUAGAAAACACAGGGGGAAGACCUGAAUAUUCAUUUAGAAGUAAUGUUGAUGCUGGUAACUUUCCGGGAAAGGGAAGAGUGUCGCAGCUUUCAAACCCAAACCAGUCUGACCAUGUUGGUGCAUGGAGCAAAGAUGGCAAUAGCAGCGUAGGCGCCAAGGAGAGACAACUAGCAGGAUCUAGCAGCAAGGAACCACCCAAGAAUUCAAAUCCAUAUGCUAGAGCCACGUCGGUGAAGUGUUACAGGUGCGGUAAGCCUGGGCACCGUUCUAACGAGUGUCCAGCGAGAAAGCCCGUGAACUUGAUUGAACCCGAAGAAGAGUCCGAGGAAGAAGAAGAGCAGCUAGUCUAUGACAAUGGUGUGUAUGAGGUUGGGGAAGAAACUCAAGGGGAACGAAUUAACUUAGUUCUACAGCGAGUCCUAUGUUCAGCCAAACAAGAGGAACUUCCACAGCGACACGACAUUUUUCAGUCUUUAUGCACCAUCAACAAGAAGAUUUGUAACCUUAUUAUUGAUAACGGCAGUUGUGAUAACUUCGUGGCAAAGAGGUUAGUGGAUCACUUGAGACUGGCAACUGAAGCACACCCUUCGCCUUAUUUUAUUGGUUGGGUGGAGAAGGGUCCAAAGGUUAAAGUGACUGAAGUUUGUAAGGUGCCUAUCUCGAUUGGAAAGCAUUAUAGAGAUGAAGUUGUCUGUGACGUGAUCGACAUGGAUGCCAGUCAUGUGUUGUUGGGAAGGCCCUGGCAAUAUGAUGUAGAUGCAACUUAUAAAGCUAGAGAUAAUGUAUAUUUGUUUACCUGGGAGGGCCAUAACAUUGCUAUAGUCCCUACAAAAGAGUCUAACAAAAUUUCCAAAGCCGCUGGGAUGGAAGGGAAAUCUUUCCUAACUCUGUCCAGAUCUGAAAACGACUUUGAGGCGGCAGCGAAGGGGUCUCAGGAGGUUCACGUGGUAGUGGUCAAAGCUUUGGUUGUAAAUUCAGAAAAGGAAGAAGGGAAGGAAGCGCCCCGAGAAGUUCAACAGUUACUCGAAGAGUUUAAGGAGUUGGUAGCUGAAGAUUUACCCAAUCAAUUGCCACCUAUGAGGGAUAUUCAGCAUCACAUAGAUUUGAUACCUAGAGCAAGUCUGCCAAACCUCCCUCAUUACCGCAUGAGCCCAAAGGAAGGUGAAGUUUUAAGAGAAAAGAUAGAGGAGUUACUGAGGAAAGGAUUUAUUCGAGAAAGCAUGAGUCCUUGUGCUGUUCCGGCCUUACUAACACCAAAGAAGGAUGGAAGUUGGCGGAUGUGUGUAGACAGCCGAUCCAUAAACAAAAUCACAGUAAGGUACAGGUUUCCCAUACCUCGCUUGGAUGAUAUGUUGGAUAUGUUGGCAGGAUCUAAAGUGUUCUCCAAAAUCGACUUGAGGAGCGGGUAUCACCAAAUCAGAAUUCGGCCUGGCGAUGAGUGGAAGAUCGCUUUUAAAACUAAGGAAGGGUUGUACGAGUGGCUAGUUAUGCCUUUUGGGUUGUCCAACGCACCGAGCACCUUCAUGCGGUUGAUGAAUCAGGUGAAGGCCAUCCGCGAAUGGCCUACUCCAAAGACAGUGACUGAGGUACGUAGCUUUCACGGGUUAGCAACCUUCUACAGGAGGUUUAUCAGAAAUUUCAGCACUAUUGUUGCACCGAUUACUGAAUGUCUGAAGAAGGGGAAGUUUAACUGGGGAGAAGAAGCAGAAAAGAGUUUUUCUUUGAUUAAAGAGAAAUUAUGCAGUGCACCUAUGUUGGUUUUGCCGAGUUUUGACAAACUCUUCGAAGUAGAAUGUGAUGCUUGUGGAGUGGGGAUUGGGGCUGUUCUGUCCCAGGAUGGGAGGCCUGUUGCAUUUUUUAGUGAAAAACUUAGUGAUGCCAGGCGGAAGUGGUCCACAUAUGAUCAAGAGUUUUAUGCAGUUGUAAGAGCCUUGAAGCACUGGGAGCAUUACUUGGUACAGAGGGAAUUUAUCCUGUAUACUGAUCACCAAACAUUGAAGUUUUUGAAUAGCCAGAAGCAUCUGAGCAACAUGCAUGUUCGGUGGUCUACAUAUUUGCAGAAGUUCUCUUUCGUCAUUCGGCAUAAAUCAGGAGCUUUAAACCAGGUGGCUGAUGCAUUGAGCCGUAGGGCUGUGUUGUUGGUGACCGUGAGUCAAGAGGUUGUUGGAUUCGAAUGUCUGAAGGAACUAUAUGCAGAAGAUGAAGACUUUAAGGACGUAUGGGCGGCAUGCUUAGCGAAGCCACCUACAGGUGAUUUUCAUGUUUAUGAGGGAUAUUUAUUUAAGGGAAAUCGCCUGUGUAUCCCCAGAGUCUCCUUGAGGGAGAAACUUAUUCGAGACUUGCAUGGAGGUGGUCUCAGCGGCCAUUUGGGAAGAGAUAAGACCGUGGCACUUCUAGAAGAGAGGUACUUCUGGCCCCAACUGAAGAGGGAUGUGGGAAACCUAGUGAGAAAGUGCUAUGUUUGUCAAACAGCAAAGGGGCAAGCACAAAAUACAGGUCUCUACACUCCCUUACCUAUUCCUAAUGAUAUUUGGGAAGAUCUAUCUAUGGAUUUUGUGCUUGGACUUCCACGUACACAGUGA